AUGGAAACAAAGCUGGAAUCUACUCGAGCUGAUAUCUAUCUAAUUUUGACCAGAAGAGAUGUUUCUACUUUGGGCUGCAAUAAUAAUGAUGAUGACGAUGAAAGGCUCGUGAACAAGUUCCUAUUCUUGACUUUUGCUGGCUCAGCUCUAAACAAACUGAAAGAAAUGGCAGAUAAACCAAGCCAGAUUCCAUCAUUUUUAGCUGAAGCUCUCCCCUCGCAGUCCACCUUCUUCAUUUGUUUCAUCAUGCUGGCCACACUGACUGGUUAUGCGCUGCAGUUAUUGCGCAUAGUGCCUCUCAUUCUGGUGUCAAUCAAGCGUAAGUGGCUUGUAAAGACACCUCGUGAGGACGAGUUGGCCUGGAAACCACCACCAAUUCUUUAUGAUCGAGUGUUCGCCAACCAUCUUUUUAUUCUGAUCGUGGGCCUGUCCUACUCCACGCUGGCGCCCAUUAUAACUCCAUUCGUUGCGUUGUACUUUGGGUUUGGUUACAUUGUGUGGAUGCACCAGACAUUGAGUGUUUACAUCCCCGUCUACAGCUGUGGUGGUAUGAUGUGGCCUAGGGUUUUUAACAGGAUGAUUAUAGCAACAGUGGUGUUUCAGCUUCUGAUGUUUGGAGUGAUAGGUUUGAAGCAGUCUUACGCUGCAUCAGUCUUAAUCCUUCCGCUCCCAGUCAUCACAGUCCUGUUCUAUUUCUUCAUCCUGCAACAUUACAUCAGACCUGCUGAGAAUCUGUCGCUGAGCGCGGCUCAUGGUCUGGAGAAUCCUGCUCCAAACUUUAUACAGGUAAGCUUCGUCAAUGUUUUACAGCAGACAAACUGA
Molecule: messenger RNA, 822 nt
Organism: Stylophora pistillata
Lineage: Eukaryota; Metazoa; Cnidaria; Anthozoa; Scleractinia; Pocilloporidae
Cellular component (GO): plasma membrane
Molecular function (GO): calcium-activated cation channel activity
Source: RefSeq, a predicted model, not a curated record